Molecule: messenger RNA, 495 nt
Organism: Protopterus annectens (West African lungfish)
Lineage: Eukaryota; Metazoa; Chordata; Ceratodontiformes; Protopteridae
Product: HORMA domain-containing protein 1-like
Exons: 6
Coding region: 151-495 (114 amino acids)
Source: RefSeq, a predicted model, not a curated record
CACAAGCGGUAAAAAAAAGUGUUGGCGGCAAACCGAUACUCGCGAGCUAUCAAAUUACACAAUUGUCGUUCGCGUUCGCCACUGGAAGGGGAUCUGAUCAAAAAGCAGACUUUUACCAGAAUUCUAGGUAGUUCAGAAUCAGCACGUAAUAUGGCAACUUUGCAGUUAUCACAUCCUGCAACGAAGCAGAUGGCAUCCAAGUGGAGUGUCCUAUUUCCAACAAAGAUUGCGACAGAGCAUCAAUCUCUGGUACUGAUAAAAAGGCUGCUGGCUGUUUCUGUCUCCUGCAUCACUUAUUUGAGAGGACUUUUUCCAGAAAGUGCUUAUGGGACACAUUAUUUAGAUGAGCUAUGUUUCAGAAUUCUUCGAGAGGACAAGUGUUGUGCAGGAUCAACACAGAUCGUUAAAUGGAUGCAAGGCUGUUUUGAUGCACUGGAGAAGAAAUAUGUAUGUAUGCAUACUUUUCCUUUUUGUGCUAAGAUGGAUAAAGAUUAG